UGCAUUUUGCUCAGCGCUUUAUCUGCCUGGCGAAGGUGUUGAGAGAACAGGCUGAGCAGCGGCUAUCGUUCCCCGGGACCGCGCUGACCUGAAUCGCGUCAGCGACGUCGACGUCCGCGUUCAGAGCGAAACGCAAGCCAGGAUGCGCAUCUACGCCAUCAUCGCCCUUGCGGGCGUGGUAACGGCCUACGUGCCCUCGCCCCCGCAACGCGAGACGAAGCGAAACGUCGUCGUCGCGGCCCAGUCCACGCUAGAGCGGCCGGUCCUCCAGGCCACCGUCGAGGACCAAACGGAAAGGAAUAACGUCCUCAACCUCCCCGAGAGCGAGAAAAUUACGUUAGAGACGCCGCUCGAGGCGGGGCGGCGAGGCCCUUCUGAGUUCGAGUUGAAUCUUGGUAGGGCCAUUGAUGCGCUGCGGAGCGACGUCCCCGCGUUCGCGGAUAGAGAGCUGUCCUGGGACAUCUACGCGGACAACGUGCAGCUCGCCGACCCCAGUGGCGUGCAGACGCGUGGUUUACAAAAUUACAAGCAGUUUUUUGGGGUCAUACGCAUGUUCCGAAGGGUCAUGAUCGAUAAGGUUGACAUCACGUUCAAGCUGCGCUACGACUGGUCCAAGAAGAUAAUAAAAGUGACGUGGUACUCGAAAUGGUACGCUCGUGGUUCAUCAAAAGCAGCUUAUGUCGACGCGACGUCGGCGUUCCAUCUUGACGAGCAAGGGAAGAUUUUCAAGCACGUCGUGGAUCGGGUCCAGGUCGGCGGGCGGCCGCUGAGCCCGCCCUACUCGGUGGGGUGGCUGGCGUUCCGGGAAUAUGUAUUGGCGGGCUUGGACGGCCCGCGGCCGGCCGCCGUUCCUUCCUUUGGCUUCGAGGCGUCCGACAUUGGUCAGGACGCGCUCGUGCUCAUGUCGGCGAUGUCGGCGUCGUCUGACGUCGCCCAGGACGCUCCUUUAGUGAUGUCGGCGUCCGACGGCGAGUCCGAGGCGCCUCCUCCUUCUAAAAAGAAGGCGCCGCGCAACAAGGAGAAAAAGCAGAAGCGGAAACUACUGCCGGGGCAAUGCGAAGGGAUGUGGGACUGCGAUUCGCCGAUGGAAUGUUGCGACUUCGUGAUGUUCAAGAUGUGCUGCCGCGGCGGCUUAGGAAUUCCGGCGUUCCUCGAGCCGGCGCCCGUCCUCGUGCCCAUCCCGGUGCCGGUAGAGCGUGGGCCGCCGGGGAUGCCUGGCGGUCGCGGCGGCGGCGUGCCUCCGUAUUGACCCCUUUCGUGUAAAACCAAUUGUUGUA
Messenger RNA from Pelagomonas calceolata, 1277 nucleotides. The record is from the annotation of a GenBank genome assembly. NCBI's taxonomy places the organism in Eukaryota, Pelagophyceae, Pelagomonadales, Pelagomonadaceae.